Molecule: messenger RNA, 319 nt
Organism: Zootermopsis nevadensis
Lineage: Eukaryota; Metazoa; Arthropoda; Insecta; Blattodea; Termopsidae
Source: RefSeq, a predicted model, not a curated record
GUUGCACUUCUGGGCCGACCUUGAGACUCCUGCUCGUAGCCUCGUUCUGCGCCACUUCGUGGAAGUAUCUCAGAAGAGCGAAGAACUGCUGGAACUGCCCGCAGAGGAGCUGCAAGCGAUAAUCGAUUCCGAGGAACUGAACGUGAAGGACGAGAGAGUUGUGUGGGAGUGCAUUCUCCGGUGGAUCAACCACGACCCGAACAACAGGAAAGGCCACAUCGCGGACCUUUUGAAGGGCGUCAGACUGGGACUAUUGGACACAAAAGUUUUCAAGGAGGUCAGUAUUGCCCCUGAAAUCGUGGAUGUCUAUAGGAAGUGA